Messenger RNA from Mercenaria mercenaria, 795 nucleotides. RefSeq names its product fibrillin-2-like. Lineage: Eukaryota; Metazoa; Mollusca; Bivalvia; Venerida; Veneridae. The transcript has 7 exons. Bases 1 to 795 code for a protein of 264 amino acids. The record is from RefSeq and is a predicted model, not a curated record.
AUGAAUGAAGACAAACAACAAGUAUCAACUGUCGUGUGUACAGAUGGAGGGACCGAGUGCGAUAAUAUUAUGCACUCCUCUUGUGAUACAACAACUGGAGUGUUAAAGUGUAAAUGUAACCCUGGCUACGAAGAGGAUUCGGUUGACGACAGCUCAUGCGUAAAGAAAAGAGUAUCAGAUGUCGUGUGUACAGAUGGAGGAACCGAGUGCGAUGAUAUUAUGCACUCCGCUUGUGAUACAACAACUGGAGUUUUAAAGUGCAAAUGUAAUCCUGGCUAUGAAGAGGAUUCGGUUGACGACAGUUCAUGCGUAAAGAAACAAGUAUCAACUGUCGUGUGUACAGAUGGAGGGUCCGAGUGCGAUAAUAUCAUGCACUCCUCUUGUGAUACAACAACUGGAGUGUUAAAGUGCAAAUGUAAUCCUGGCUACAAAGAGGAUUCGGUUGACGACAGUUCAUGCGUAAAGACUAUUGGAAGUGGUUGCACAGGAACUGAUGCAUGCUCAGGUGAUGUGAACUCAGUUUGUGAAAAUGAGAAGUGUACCUGUAAAGAUGGAUAUGGAGAAAAAAAUAAUGUUUGCACACUCACUGUAAGUGGAACUUUGUGCGCUGAAGAUGGAGAUGAAUGUGACAGUAUUGACAAUGCCGUAUGUGAUACUGGUACAUGUAAAUGUAGUCCCAAUUUCGUUAUGAACGUUGACGCGUGUGUACCUGAGAACACUGGUGCAUCUACAGGAGUUGGAGCUAUGACAAUUGUACUGUCUGUUUUCGCAACAAUUCAAGUGAUGUUCAGAUAA